This is a messenger RNA of Fusarium tjaetaba, 3501 nucleotides long. Its product is annotated as Cu2+-exporting ATPase. Gene Ontology annotation, biological process: copper ion homeostasis; monoatomic cation transport. The record is from RefSeq and is a predicted model, not a curated record. The transcript has 2 exons. Lineage: Eukaryota; Fungi; Ascomycota; Sordariomycetes; Hypocreales; Nectriaceae. Gene Ontology annotation, cellular component: membrane. The coding region runs from base 1 to 3501 and encodes 1166 amino acids. Gene Ontology annotation, molecular function: P-type divalent copper transporter activity; copper ion binding; ATP hydrolysis activity.
AUGGCUCCCACCUACAUCCAAGUCCCUAACAAGGACACAAAUAAUGUCGCGCUCUCCGUUCCGAGGAGUCCCGGCGCCGGCGCCCAUCUUGCUACGACGACACUUCGAGUGGACGGCAUGACAUGCGGCGCAUGUACUUCUGCUGUUGAAGCUGGCUUCAAGGGCGUCGAUGGUGUUGGAAACGUUUCAGUCAGUCUGGUUAUGGAGCGAGCAGUCAUCAUGCACAACCCUCAAGUUAUCUCCGCCGACGAAGUCAAAGACAUUAUCGAAGACCGAGGCUUCGAUGCCGAAGUCCUCUCCACCGACCUCCCCAGCCCUGUCGCCAGACGCUUUACACACAACCAAGAUGACAAUGAGUUUAUUACGACAACUAUCGCCGUCGAGGGCAUGACCUGUGGAGCCUGCACCUCUGCCGUUGAAGGUGGCUUCAAAGAUGUUCCUGGUGUCAAGAGCUUCAGCAUCUCAUUGCUCUCCGAGAGAGCUGUUAUCGAACACGAUCCCGACCUUCUCACUGCCGAACAAAUCGCCGAAAUCAUUGAAGACCGCGGCUUUGAUGCUACGAUUGUCGACUCGGGCAAAGUGGUGGCUGACAAAUCUGGCAAGGAUGCUGAAAAUGCCGGCAAUCUCGCCAUCACGACAGUAGCAAUCGAGGGCAUGACAUGUGGUGCUUGCACAUCAGCUGUCGAGGGUGGAUUCAAGGACGUAGAAGGCGUCCUCAAAUUCAAUAUCAGCCUUCUCGCGGAACGAGCCGUUAUUACACAUGAUGUUACCAAACUCUCGCCGGAGCAAAUAGCGGAAAUAAUCGACGACCGUGGCUUCGACGCGGAAGUUAUUUCUUCACAACCGACCAAUGAUCAUCAUAGCGGGUCAUCGUCCACGGCACAGUUCAAAGUUUAUGGUGUUCCCGAUGCGGCUGCAGCAGAAGCUUUGGAGGCUGAGUUGACGGCCAUGCACGGCGUCGAUUCAGUUUCGGUGAGCCUUGCUUCAUCACGCCUCACCGUCACUCACCAACCUGGUGUUAUUGGUCUUCGGGCCAUCGUGGAAGCUGUCGAAGCUAAGGGAUACAACGCCAUUGUGGCCGAUACCCAAGACAACAAUGCACAGCUCGAGUCACUUGCAAAGACACGGGAGAUCAAUGAGUGGAGGACGGCUUUCCGAACCUCUUUGGCUUUUGCCGUCCCGGUCUUCAUUCUGAACAUGAUCUUGCCUAUGUGCGCGCCAUCUCUCGAUCUUGGCAGGUUUGAGUUAAUUCCAGGCCUCUAUCUGGGAGACAUCAUCUGUUUAGUCCUUACGAUACCCGUCCAAUUCGGCAUUGGAAAGCGUUUUUAUAUUUCAGCAUGGAAGUCAGUCAAGCACCGCUCACCAACAAUGGAUGUUCUUGUUAUCCUCGGAACGUCUUGUGCCUUCUUCUUCAGCAUUUUGACAAUGACGGUUUCUUUACUUUUGCCUCCUCACACCAGGCCAAGCACUAUUUUUGACACCAGCACUAUGCUCAUCACAUUCAUCACGCUAAGUCGUUACCUUGAGAAUAGCGCCAAGGGUCAGACAUCCAAGGCUCUUUCUCGGCUCAUGUCUUUGGCACCCUCUAUGGCUACAAUCUACGUAGACCCCAUUGCUGCUGAGAAGGCUGCCGAGGCUUGGGGUAAGGACCCAACUACUCCCAAAACGCCAGGAGUUGGUGGUUCAGCUCACGAGGAGCGGUCUGUUCCUACUGAGCUUCUCCAGCUUGGUGAUGUCGUCAUUCUGCGACCUGGUGAUAAGGUGCCUGCCGAUGGUGUCCUUGUCCGAGGAGAGACCUUCGUAGAUGAGAGCAUGGUAACAGGUGAAGCCAUGCCUGUUCAGAAGCGAACCGGCGAUCACGUCAUUGGCGGAUCCGUUAAUGGUGACGGUCGUGUUGACUUCCGAGUCACUCGUGCCGGUCGUGACACUCAACUCAGCCAAAUCGUCAAGUUGGUUCAAGAUGCUCAGACCAACCGGGCACCUAUCCAGCGACUCGCCGAUACUAUUGCAGGGUAUUUUAUUCCUGCUAUCCUCAUUCUUGGCUUGAGCACGUUUCUUUGCUGGAUGGUUCUCAGCCAUGUACUUGCGAACCCACCCAAAAUCUUUUUGCAGGACGCCAGCGGUGGUAAGAUCAUGGUCUGCGUCAAGCUCUGCAUUUCCGUCAUCGUUUUCGCAUGCCCUUGUGCCCUCGGUCUAGCUACACCUACUGCCGUCAUGGUUGGUACUGGCGUUGGUGCCGAGAACGGCAUUCUGAUCAAAGGUGGCGCUGCUCUCGAGAGAUGUACCAAGGUCACACAGAUUGUCCUUGAUAAGACUGGUACCAUUACCUAUGGCAAGAUGAGCGUUGUCGAGUCUGUUCUCGAGUCCGAGUGGCAUGAUAAUGAAUGGCGGCGUCGACUUUGGUGGGCCAUUGUUGGUCUUGCUGAGAUGGGCAGUGAACAUCCCGUUGGAAAGGCCAUCCUCGCAGGAGCUCGACAAGAACUCGAUAUUGAGGCCGAUGGUGUUCUUGAGGGAAGUGUCGGCGAGUUCAAGGUCACUGUUGGCAAGGGUAUUAACGCUCUGGUUGAACCUGCAUCGGCUGUUGACCGUAACCGAUAUCGGGCGCUCGUCGGUAACGUUGCUUUCCUGCAGGAAAACGGCAUUGAGGUUCCCGAGGAUGUUAUCGAGGCAUCAGAACAACUCGCCCCCAGCGCAGCCAAGGCUUCUAACAAGGGACCUGCCACUGGUACCACUCACAUCUUCGUGGCUAUUGAUGGCAAAUACAGUGGCCAUCUCUCUUUGGCUGACUCUAUCAAGGAGGGUGCUGCUGCUGCCAUCUCGGCCCUUCACAAACUGGGUGUGAAGACAGCUAUUGUUACUGGUGAUCAGCGAUCCACUGCCCUCAGUGUUGCUGCGGCUGUGGGCAUUCCUCCCGAGAAUGUCUAUGCCGGAAUGAGCCCCGACCAGAAGCAAGAGAUUAUCAAGCAAAUUCAAGAACAAGGCGAGGUCGUUGCCAUGGUCGGCGACGGCAUCAACGAUUCACCUGCACUUGCAACUGCUGAUAUCGGUAUCGCCAUGGCCAGUGGCACAGACGUCGCCAUGGAAGCCGCCGAUAUCGUUCUCAUGCGCCCGACUGAUUUGAUGGUUAUUCCUGCGGCGCUGGAUCUCACUCGGUACAUUUUCCGUCGCAUCAAGCUGAACCUUGCCUGGGCGUGCAUGUACAAUGUUAUCGGUCUGCCAAUUGCCAUGGGCUUCUUCCUGCCCAUUGGUUUCCACAUGCACCCCAUGAUGGCUGGUUUCGCCAUGGCGUGUAGUAGUGUCAGUGUCGUCGUGAGCAGUCUUUUCCUCAAGUUCUGGAAGCGUCCCCGAUGGAUGGAUGAGGCUGCCGCUGAGAAGAGCGGUGGUCUUCGCUGGAGGAGUGGAAGAGGUGUUGUAGGCUGGGUGCGAGAGACGCUGGGUAGGGGACGAGUUAAGAAAGAGGAGGGUUAUGUGCCUUUGGAAAAUAUUGAGACGGAAGCGUAA